AUUUCUCUAGGGUUUCAAUUUCCAGUCGCGGAAGCUCCAAAAAACCUUCAAUUUGCGCCUUCAAAUCCCAGCGCCAAUCCCUUAAAUCUCUCCGCAUAUCGUUUUCUACCUGCAAUCUGUGGGUUUCUGUGCGGUUUUUGAAGCUUUCUAGGGUUUAAAUCGUUUUCUAGCAGCAAUUUGGGGAUUUUUUUAUUUUUUUUAUUUUUAGGGUUUCUCAUUUUUUCACAUGUCGACGGAGCGGAAAAGGAAGGUGAGCUUGUUCGAUGUGGUCGACACGACCACCGUCUCCGCCAAACUGAAAUCCAAUGGCUCUUUCAGCGGAGCCUCGACGAACCAUUUGAAUGGACGGCCGUACUCGCAGCGUUACUACGAGAUUCUUGAGAAGAGGAAGACGCUUCCGGUAUGGCAGCAGAAAGAGGAGUUCUUGCAGGUCCUGAAGGAGAGCCAGACCUUGAUCUUGGUUGGUGAAACCGGAAGCGGGAAAACAACCCAGAUUCCUCAGUUUGCUCUGGAAGCUGGUAGUCAUCUAGACAAAGAUAGGCGGAAGAUGGUUGCUUGUACCCAGCCUCGUAGAGUGGCUGCAAUGUCUGUUUCCCGCCGAGUUGCUGAAGAGAUGGAUGUGACAAUAGGAGAAGAAGUUGGUUACAGCAUUCGUUUUGAGGAUUGCAGUGGUCCAAAAACAAUUCUGAAGUACCUAACAGAUGGUAUGCUUCUAAGAGAAGCAAUGACGGAUCCACUUCUGGAAAGAUAUCGUGUGAUAAUUCUUGAUGAGGCUCAUGAACGGACUUUAGCAACAGAUGUUCUAUUUGGGCUUCUGAAGGAAGUGCUGAAGAAUAGACCUGACUUGAAACUAGUUGUAAUGAGUGCCACACUUGAGGCUGAGAAGUUCCGUGGCUAUUUCAAUGAUGCGCCACUCAUGAAGGUUCCUGGAAGGCUUCACCCUGUGGAGAUUUUCUAUACACAGGAACCUGAGAGGGAUUACCUCGAAGCUGCGAUUCGAACAGUCGUGCAGAUACACAUGUGUGAACCUGCUGGUGACAUACUUGUUUUCCUCACUGGAGAGGAGGAGAUAGAAGACGCAUGCAGGAAGAUAACGAAAGAAAUUAAUAAUUUGGGUGACCAGGUGGGGCCUGUGAAAGCAGUACCAUUAUAUUCUACAUUGCCCCCAGCUAUGCAGCAGAAGAUAUUUGAGCCUGCUCCACCCCCACUGAAGGAAGAUGGUCCUCCUGGAAGGAAGAUUGUUGUCUCAACCAACAUUGCAGAAACAUCCCUGACCAUUGAUGGAAUAGUUUAUGUUAUUGAUCCUGGGUUCGCUAAGCAAAAGGUUUAUAACCCAAGAGUGCGUGUGGAAUCUUUGCUGGUCUCGCCAAUAUCAAAGGCAAGUGCACAUCAGAGAUCAGGGCGUGCUGGUAGGACGCAACCUGGGAAAUGCUUUAGACUCUACACUGAAAAGAGUUUCAACAAUGAUCUUCAGCCACAGACAUAUCCAGAAAUACUGCGGUCAAAUCUAGCAAACACCGUUCUCACCUUGAAAAAGCUUGGAAUUGAUGAUCUGGUCCAUUUUGAUUUCAUGGACCCCCCGGCCCCUGAAACAUUGAUGCGGGCUUUGGAGGUAUUAAACUACUUGGGUGCCUUGGAUGAUGAGGGGAACUUGACUAAGUUGGGGGAAAUCAUGAGUGAGUUUCCUCUGGAUCCUCAAAUGUCAAAGAUGCUUGUGGUCAGUCCAGAGUUCAAUUGUUCCAACGAAAUCCUCUCAGUAUCUGCCAUGCUCUCAGUACCCAAUUGCUUUCUCCGGCCUAGGGAAGCUCAGAAAGCUGCGGAUGAAGCAAAAGCUCGGUUUGGCCACAUCGAUGGGGACCACCUCACGCUUUUGAAUGUGUAUCAUGCUUACAAGCAAAACAAUGAAGAUCCAUCAUGGUGUUAUGAGAAUUUUGUCAAUCAAAGGGCAUUGAAGGCUGCUGAUAAUGUGAGACAACAGCUUGUGCGUAUCAUGGCCAGGUUCAACCUCAAGCUAUGCAGCACAGAUUUCAACAGCCGUGAUUAUUACAUCAACAUUAGAAAGGCAAUGCUUGCUGGGUAUUUUAUGCAGGUAGCUCACCUUGAGCGUACUGGUCACUACUUGACAGUGAAAGACAAUCAGGUAGUUCACUUACAUCCUUCCAACUGCCUGGAUCACAAGCCAGAGUGGGUCAUUUACAAUGAGUAUGUCCUGACCAGUAGGAAUUUCAUUCGCACGGUUACAGAUGUCCGCGGCGAGUGGCUAAUAGACAUUGCUCCGCACUACUACGAUCUUGCCAACUUCCCCUCAUGUGAGGCGAAGCGGGUUCUCGAGAGGCUGUACAACAAGCGUGAGAGAGAGAAGGGGGAGAACAAGAACAGGGGUAAGUGAAAGUCAUGUCAGGUUUUGAUGGGUAUAUCCGUACAAUCCACCGAACCGCUGUCACCCCUCCAUUAGAGCGCGCACACUUCACUUCUUUGGGACUUGCGCUUGAAUGGGUGAAUGCUAUCCUUCCCACAUUCUCAAAAAAAGUUGUUCUGUUGCAAUGUAGGAGGGUGAUGUAUUGGGUGCCCUCAAUCUGUUUUUAAAUCUGUUCUCCAGGGCACUAUGGAGAAGCCCCUUUUUUUUUUUUUUUUUUUUCUCUCCUUCCUCCUCUCUUUAAUAUUUUGAACCAUAGUCAGUACCCUGUUUUUAAUAGGUAAAUGACAUCUCUAUUUGAACAUCACAAGUUUUUAGUAAUUUUACAGUGGUAAUCAGCAGUUGAUAUUUUA
Messenger RNA from Magnolia sinica, 2769 nucleotides. RefSeq names its product probable pre-mRNA-splicing factor ATP-dependent RNA helicase DEAH3. Gene Ontology annotation, cellular component: intracellular anatomical structure. The coding region runs from base 227 to 2389 and encodes 720 amino acids. Gene Ontology annotation, molecular function: ATP binding; RNA binding; ATP hydrolysis activity. The record is from RefSeq and is a predicted model, not a curated record. Lineage: Eukaryota; Viridiplantae; Streptophyta; Magnoliopsida; Magnoliales; Magnoliaceae. The transcript has 7 exons.